Striga hermonthica is the source of this 624-nucleotide messenger RNA. Lineage: Eukaryota; Viridiplantae; Streptophyta; Magnoliopsida; Lamiales; Orobanchaceae. The record is from the annotation of a GenBank genome assembly.
AUGUCGUCAUCAUCAGUCUAUGCUCCGGACCACCACCACCACCACCUCUCAUCAUCACCGUCCUCCGAGCAGCUCUGUUACGUCCAUUGCCGCCAUUGCGACACUGUACUUGUGGUGAGCGUGCCGUGCACGAGCCUGUUGAAGACUGUCGCGGUGCGAUGCGGGCACUGCACCAGCCUCCUCUCGGUCAACAUGCGUGCGCUACUCCUCCCUUCACCGGCCAACCAGCUUCAUCUCGGCCACUCGUUUUUGAACCCUCAAAACCUUAUGGAGGAGAUCGGUAGGAGCUCGCCGGCAAACUUGGUGAUGAACCAGGGGAAUCCAAACGAGCCCUUCUUUCCCGUCCGAGAAAUCGACGAGCUUCCCAAGGCUCCGGCGGCUAAACGACCUCCAGAAAAAAGACAGCGUGUGCCCUCUGCUUACAAUCGCUUUAUCAAGGAUGAGAUCCAACGUAUCAAAGCUGGAAACCCAGAUAUCAGUCACAGGGAGGCCUUCAGUGCUGCUGCAAAGAAUGAACUCGAGCACGGCCGUAGCAAGCUCUCCAUAUAUGCGUUAUUAGACUCUGAGUACUGGGAUUUGGACCCGAGCUCAAGGGAGCCCGAGCUCUCCAGACACGCUCACUAG